This is a messenger RNA of Poecilia reticulata (guppy), 9507 nucleotides long. It is a transcript of the gene cdh5, whose product is annotated as cadherin 5. Gene Ontology annotation, molecular function: beta-catenin binding; calcium ion binding; cadherin binding. Gene Ontology annotation, biological process: cell morphogenesis; calcium-dependent cell-cell adhesion; cell-cell adhesion mediated by cadherin. Lineage: Eukaryota; Metazoa; Chordata; Actinopteri; Cyprinodontiformes; Poeciliidae. The record is from RefSeq and is a predicted model, not a curated record. Gene Ontology annotation, cellular component: catenin complex; bicellular tight junction; plasma membrane.
CACACACUCCCUCACUCCAUCUGCUUUUCGAGCAUGAGCUGGCUGCUUUUUCUGCCUUCGUUGUGCAUCUUUGAGCCGUUCUGACAUGCGCUUCCCCUCUGCCUUCCUGCUGCUUUCUUUUUGCCAUCUAUCUAUCAACCCCGUACCUCACCAGGGGAGCCAGUCUCUCUAAGUUUUUGUCCUGCUUCUCCCAGGACACGAAAAAAGGAGCAGUAGCAGAGAUCACCGGCAAAGAAGACCGUUACCACAAAAACAGGAAAUAGGAAGUGGGCAGUCCCCUCUGUGCGAGAGGGGACUGGAGUCGAACAGCUGUGGGCUCAACAGUUUUUGGAUGUUGGGAUGAGAAAACCACAUCAAAGCAGUCUGCGAGAAGAAGACGAGCAAGGGAAAAAACUGAGACGGAGAACCUGCUGGAUUCACACCUGAGGGGGGAAAAAACUCUCUACAACCUGAGGACAAAAAGGAGGCGAGAAAGACAUUUUGGUGAUAAAACUCCACACUUGGAGUGACUUGGACUUUCUUUCUUGUAUCUGUAAAGCCCAAAGUCUUAGCAAAAGCCGAGGUUGUACAAUAAUCUAAUUCUUAAAUAUUCUGGGAUCUGACUUUGGAAGUGUCCUUGGAAUUACAUCUUUUGUAUACUUGUUGAAGAGACUUCAACAGGCUUUCUGAUUCCCGGAAAAGAUUCAGUCAAAGGCUUUGGAGGAAAUAGCUACUUCAGCUGAAAUCUCUUACUUUGAUGAAAACACUUUUUUCUGGACAGAAAAAGUAGCAGGACUCAGGAACUGUUGAAUUUCCUGGAGUUAAAGUAGACUCUCAGCGUCUUCGAACAAGUACGCAAUUUUUAGAGGAUUUGGGCUUCACCAAGACAAGAGUCAAACCAGACAAUGGCGUGGCUCCAGGUGCAGACAGCAGGACUCCUUCUCACUUUGGCGCUCCAAUUCUAUGUCAUUGUUGCUCCAGACGCUGGUCUUUCUGGGGUGGUACCAGAAAGACGAGACUCAGUUGACAUUGUAAAGAAAGAGUCCCAUCCGGUGCUGGUCAGGCAGAAGAGGGCUUGGGUGUGGAAUUCCAUUUCUGUGACAGAAGAAAGAGAGGCACCCACCCCUUACAAGAUAAAACAGCUUCGGUCAGACCAAAAAGUGGCAGUGAGGACGUUUACAAUAGAAGGUGAAGGAGUGAACCAAACCUUCAUUGUGGACAACAAAGGAAACCUGUAUGUCAAGGAGCGUCUGGACAGAGAGAAGAAGGCCUGGUAUCAUCUGACGGCCAGGAUGUACGAUGGAAACGGCCUGUUGAUAGAGGACGCUGGGGAAUUUGAUAUUGAAGUGACAGAUAUCAAUGACAACUGCCCAGUUUUUCAAGAAGAGUACAAAGGAUCCAUCAUGGAGAGAACAAAGGAUACCGUAGUUCAAGUGAAGGCGACCGACGCAGACGACCCAAACACAGACAACGGACAAGUCAGGUACACUCUGCUCAAUGGCCGGACCUCUGGUUUAUUUGAAAUCAACUAUGAAACAGGUGUGAUCACCACUAAGGUAAGUAGCCUGGACCGGGAGACAAAGAGUCAAUACGUGGUGGUGGUCCGGGCUCAGGACAUGAAAGGAAGGGAGUCUGGCUGCAUUGCCACCACCUCAGUAGCCAUCACCAUCACUGACGCCAAUGACAAUAUAGCGUCUUUUACCAAAAGAAAAUAUGAAAUAAGUGUCCCAGAAAACCUUAAAGUUAAUGAGAAGAUUGGCAUCCUGGAGUUAAUAGACUUAGACGAGGAUGAGAACAAGCAGCCCAUCUUUUCUAUUCCAAGUGGCAAUGGGAAUGUAUUCAGCACCAAACCCAGUAAGGAUAACAACUGUAUACUGGUGCUCAAACAGGCUUUAGACUACGAGACGCGGAACGACUACACCUUCACUGUCGGUGUGGAUGAACGACUACAAUUUUCUCCAGCAGAAAACCUCAACAUCGCAAAUAUAACGGCACAGGUGACCAUCAAGGUGACCGAUGUGGACGAGCCGCCAGUUUUCACUCACUCCAUCUACAACUUCAGCGUUCUAGAGGAGCAGAUGGAAAAAACAAUAUUGGGGAGACUCCAAGCCAGAGACCCAGAUGGAGUCAGGAAGCGCAUAGAGUACUCCAUCCUGGAAACGGGCUUACCCUUUAGGAUCGACCCGACCUUGGGUCAGCUGUCGGUUCUGAAGAGGCUGGACAGAGAGGCGGAGGAGCAACACAUGUUUAAAGUUAAGGCGCAAGAGGAGAAUGGCGGCCUGGCGUCAUUUGCUGAGGUUUUUGUAACGGUUCUGGACGUCAAUGACAAUCCACCUGAACUGAUUGCCAAUGAUAUCUUUGUGUGUGAGAAUGACGUCAGAAACACGGUGAUCGGUAACUUGGGAGCCUCGGACAAAGACGAUCAAGCAGCUAUCUUCACUUUCAGUCUCGCUCUUCCCAGCUCCAACUUCUCCAUCAGAGACCACGGCAAUAACACGGCUGCUUUACUGGUGAAGGAGGGCCCCUUCAACCUGGAGGAUUCCAGUGAUUACAGUGUGGAAGUGCGCAUCAGUGAUGGAGGCCAGCCUCUCAUGAGCAGCAUCACCAAACUGCAAAUCAAGUUAUGCCAGUGUGACGCCAAGCGAGUUUUUUCAAGGUGUAAGGCCAGUAUGCAGAGGAUGGGGGUCAGCGUCCACGCCCUGAUUACCAUACUGCUGUGCAUACUGACCAUACUGGUGAUAGUGAUCCUGUUUGUGAUGAGGAAACAUUACCAGAAGGAUUCUUUGGCCAGUAUGAAGAACAAUGGUGAGAUCCAUGAGCAGCUGGUCACAUAUGAUGAGGAAGGAGGAGGAGAGAUGGACACAAAUGGCUACAACGUUUCAAUUCUCACCUCAGCGUGUAAUGACAGCUCCUUGCUCCGCCACCCCGACCGCCGCUCCCACCCCUCCAUGUACGCCAUGGUCCAGAAACCCCACCACCUCUCUCAGCCCACAGCCUGCAAAGGUGACAUGGCAGCCAUGAUCGAUAUGAAGAAAGACGAGGCCGACCACGACCGAGACGGAGUCCCGUAUGACACUCUACACAUCUAUGGCUACGAGGGACCAGAGUCUCUGGCAGCAAGCCUCAGCUCUCUGGACAGUUCCUCCUCAGGAUCAAACGUGGAUUACGACUUCCUCAAUAACUGGGGGCCGAGGUUCAAGGCACUGGCUGAGCUGUAUGGCGUGGAUGGUGCCGACUACUACCAUCAGUACUGAGAGAAAACGUGAGAAUCCCCUCUGCCCCGCUGAGUGCCUCACAGGUUGUGCGUCGGUGGUUGAAAACAGCCAUAGAAAUAGGACGGACAGAAAACAGGAACAUCUAUUUACAGUAGGCAGACAGCCAAGCGUCCCCAACACUUCGACAAACACAAUUUUGUUUUUUACUCUAUCACGUGUGAUUCAGCAAUCCAUUUGUGUUUGUGUCUCUUAUCUAUUCACUCAUAAUCACUAAGCAACCUUCAUCAAAAUCCGGGAGGUUCCAACAUGAUGAAUGAAGGUGACAUCAACAAAUAUACCAAUUUUCAUCUGGUUUUUAUUUGUGAUCGAACAUCGGAGCACCCUAUGGAUCCAACACAAGAUUCAGCAAAUGGUCAAAGAACUUGCAGAAGAGGAUUUAACCUUUCUGUUUCACCUGAAAACAGAUGCUAACAGAUGAAAGGCUGUAGAAUUUAGCCAGUCAGAAUUAGCAAAACCAAAGCACUGUCAUUUUAAAACAACUCCAAUAUUUGCUAAUGCUAAUGCUAUUUUAAUGAACCUUUAAACAAUAGUACAUUUGCAUUGGGUCAUUAUGCGUUAAAAAAAGAUCUUCCUCAGUGAAAUUUACUUUGAAAAUGGAACAUAUUGCGUUACUGUCUGGAGUAAAUAUGUGGUAAAAGUGAGUCUAUAAAUAAUUAUGUUACAGCAAUGGAUAUGAUUUACUGAUUGACUGGGUUUUGUUCAGGGAACUAGCCUGCAGGCUGCUGCUUGUUGGUUUUAGUGUGACAAGUGUCAUUUUAAAACUAUUUGACCUUUCUAAGAGGUGUGGGUUUUUUUUUAUGCUCUAAAAAACUUCCCAAAAUAAGACUUUCUUUGGUUUCUCACUGAAGGGCAGAGAGGCCAUAGGGAUGGUGUGAUAUAAAACUGUUGGUGUUUUAAAACUUUAACUUUUGUAAUUGUUUGUAUACCUUGUAAACCUAAUCAGAACUGAUCUGGGAUCAUGGAUUUGUUAAUGUUAGUCAUGUUCUUUGUAUAUGCUUUUACUCCAAUAUGAAGCAACAUUUUUGGUUACGCACAAAGUGUUGCUGAUAAAUUCCUUUUUCUUCACCUAUUCAAAAUUUGAACAAGUUUUCUAAAUAUGAACACAUUCAAAAACUCUUGGAUUUGAUAUGAUUUUAUAUGAAGGAUGAAACCAUAUAGGCUUCCCAAAAUUUUCAACAUGGACUCUUAUCUAAGAGAAGAAGUCUUAUUGGUUUCAGUCCUAUUUGGAAUAUAACACACUCCAAGUGAAAGCAACGCUUUUCUGAACUUUGUUAUUUUCAAAUAGGAUUGCUUGGGGAUUUUAAUGUGCAAAAAAAAAAAAUCACAGGAAUUUGAGCUGUAAGGGUUUGGAGGUGUUUGAUCACAGCGAGGUGCCAGCUGGCUUUUCUUUAUCUGAGACAUUAUUAACAUUCGUCUUUGGGGAAUGUUUGGCUCUGAGCUCCCACUGAGAUGUCCAGUGGGUUUUCACAGUGAUAUUUAAUGUCUUCAUGGAGGAAAGUCAUUUUUCUUCUUUUUCGCUCAUCAUCGGGUGUCUGAGCAGCAGUCAUGUUUAACAGUUAAAAUGAGUUAAAUUUAGCCCAUGUUUUGAUUUUUAUGGGCUAAAACCUGAACAGAAACCCAGUUUGGAAGGUGGUGUGUGCCUUCAUGGGCCAGACUACCUCUGUGCUGAAAGAGAACAAAACUAGACAAUAGAAAGACAGAAAGGAAAUGGCUCUACUGCUGCUCUGACAGAAUUACAGCUUGUUCCUGGCUUUUAUUUGACAGAACUAAUCACAGUUAUUGUUGUGAUGAAAGCUGAGUCCUCAGAGGCAGAGUCAAACAAACCGAAUUGACUCAGAUAAGGAAGCACAGAGCAGCAGUAGCAGCUUAUUGGGCUGCAGUGAGGUGCUUUGAUAACUUUAACCUCUCCGCCUUUUUGGCUUCUGUCCGCUCAUCAAACCUCCAACCUAAAAUCAGUUUUCUUUGGCUGAUUAUUGAUCUGUGGCUCAGAUUUCUUUCUAAGAAAGCAUUCAAAAUAUUUUUGACUUCCUGAAAUGAGUCAGUAGUUCAAGUGAAAGAUGGUGUCGUCUCACCAUGUGUGAGAGAGAAGUCACUGCAAAACAAAAUUUUUAUGUUAUUUGUACAAAUGCACCAUAUCAGCUUCUGUAUCGGACGAUAUUUGUCAUUUUUUAGCAUAUCAGUAUAGGUCUGAUAAAUGCACAUUUUCAUAUCGGUUCAUCCUUAAAAACUUUUUAAUCAAAUUAUUACAAAUUCCCAAUUUGAGCCAUAGACAACAACCUGCUAAGUCACCAUGUUAAUUAAGCUAGCUGUUUUUGCUAGAUCAGCAAAACAGCUGUCUACAUUUGUAUUCCCCUGACAAUCUCCCAACUUUUCCUUAAAGAUUUGACAGACGCUGCCAUUAUUUCCAAAUACUCCAUGAUUCCUGAUCAGCUUUGCUGUAAACACCUGAGCAGCUUUGUUGUAGCCUUUCUGUUAUCUCCUGAAAUGGUCUGUCUCUUUGACUGUAAACAUGUCACGAUAGUGGCUACAUGUAUUCAACAUGCUGAAUACACCGCUUCUGCUUAAUUAAAUUCUUACAACUCUGUUGUGCUUUAAUUUGAUUUCAAAUACUUUGAUACUGCAAGCUAGCUACUAGCUGUCUUCAUUCAGUAAUAACAUCCACACCAAAGUGUUUUGACCUCAAUGUGACUUGGCAGGUCGUUCGUCCUGCCAAGUUUCUGCUUGGUGAGUUACUAAUCAGAGCCAAACAAGCUGAAAUUCGUCCAAUUCUGGUCUCAAGUCACUUUCUUGUUGCAACUUUUGUUGACUUUUAGUGCAGUUAUAGAAAAUAAGAAAGACUUUGUAGGGUACAAAAUGCAGUUUUAAGGAUCUUGAAGGCUUUACUGCCUUUGUUAUUUGUCCAAGUUUAGUGUUCAGAUUUUUUAUUAGUUUAUUUUAACAAUAAAUAUAAAAGUGGAAGACGCAUAGCUAUCGAUGCUAAAUUCCUCCUUCUCUUAUUAUUGCCACUUAUUUUUUCCACGCCUUGCAAAUGCACUUUAAUGGAAAUAUGAUUCAGUCACUUUGCUAAAAACAUCAACGAGGUGACAGAAAAUCAAUAGAUAAAUGUUUGGAGAAAGAGCUCUUUGCUCUUUCUCCAAACAGUUUAUAUGGAGAAUGAAAACUAAACAUAAGGUCACAUUUUUAUUUUUGUGUUUAGUUUUAUGCUGACAUACAAAUCAAAGUUACAAAUCAAAGUCUCGACUAAUCCAAUCCUGUUUGAACCUCACAGAUUACAUUUAAAGUACAUAUUUCCAUCUGAAUAACUGGUAGCAGCAAAUCAUUCAAAAUGUCUCUCUCUCUUUUUUUUGGGACAUUUUGAAUUAACUUCCUCUGCUGGGUUUCUGGCUCCUGGGUAACUGGAGUAAUCAGGAGUAACUGCUGAUUAACCCUGGCCUGAGAGCCCGGCUAUUACUCAUUAUUUAAAUAAUAACAGGCUGGUCAUAAAUGAUGGCUUCUGCCAUUAAAAACGCAUUCAUAACCAGCCAUAAAGCAAAAAGGUCACCAACUGUGCAGUGAUGACAUCACACCGUUGUUCUGAAAAUCCAUUUUGUGCGUUACUGAUGGCUCCUUUGUUUAGAAAUGCUUUAGUUUAUUUGUUCUGCUGUUUAUUCUGUUUUUCUUGGCCUGCAGUGCUUCUUUAAAAGCCGGACCUGCUGGGAAUGUCACAGGAUAAACGUGGGAACAAUAGCUAGAAGCCAACUCUUUGAUUACUUCACUUUUAUAUUUAUAUACAAUGAGAGCAACCUUACCAUAUCUUCCCCUCACCCCCCUUCUUUGUCCUUUAAUCAGCUAAAACAGCGGACACGGCUUCCUGUCCAUCUGGGUGCUGGCCCCGCCCCUUCCUGUCUGCAUUCUCUUGUAUUAUGUUGGCUUCCUGUUAAGAGGAGGUGGGAAGUGUCUUGCAGGGGAAGAGGGAGCGAUUUGAGUAGAAACACAGGAUGAGGGGAAGAGACGGGGUUAGGGCAGGAUAAGGAGGGACAAGGGGAGAGGAGAAACACUACUACGUCUGAUGAAAUACUGGGGCAUAACGCAGAAAACAUGGAAAAAACCCUUCUUUAUGAAGCAAUACAUUUCUUUUCAGAAAUCUAAAUUUCAAAUUAAUUUUUAAAAUGUGAGAAAUUAUCAUGAAAUAUGCAUGAAAAUUUAAACAGUUUUAGGCCAUAAAAACAAAAGGACCAAAGAUGGGAACAAAACACUGGACUGGAGCUUUUUUUUUAAAGGUUUUAUUGGCUCUAGCCUUUAUUUGAUAAUGAAUUGAUAGGAAGAUAGGAAAUGAGAGAAAGAGACAUACGGCAAAGGUCACCAGGCCAGGAAUCAAACCUGCGAUGAGGACAAAGGCCUCCUUAUCUGGGUUGUGCUCAACCCCUGUGUCACCAUAGCACCCCUGGGCUGGCGCUUUAAAAUCCCUACAAUCUGUCAGUGUUAUUUUGACAUAUUUUAGAACUCACUACGCCCUUUAAUCUGUCAUGUAUUGUCAUCAUUUAUGUAUUUACACUUGUUUUUGAAAACAAUGUGCAUGUCUAAAAAAAUAGAAAAGGAUUGGCCAGACACCACACAAGUUCAGUAUGUUUUUUUUUUCAUCAAGAAAUGUUUGCUGCAUCGUUUUAGUGCAGACAAUGUAAAGAUGUUUUUCAAAGAUGAAGAUGAGAUAUUGUAUGCAAAUUUUGUUUUAUAAAUGUGAUUUGUGUGUUAGUGUAUGCACUUGGUUCGAGUGGUUGUUUCACAAACCGCAGAGAUUUGUGAAACACAACUUGAGAAACGUUUUUAUUUUCCGUAAAAAUCUUAAGAGAAAUGAUGGGAUUUUUAAAUAUGUCAUGGCAAAAGCAGUUAACAUCUCAUUAAUGUUAGUAUAAAAGCAAAUUAGUUGGUCUUAGCGGAAGCUAACGGCUAAUCCAAGAAGACUAAAGGAGACUACAGUGUGAAAAGUGUCCUAAUGCAAACAUUAUUUUAAAACCUUUAAGCCAAAAUGUGAAUGCUCAUGUCAAUACAUGAGCAUUCACAGAUUAUUAAAGAAGCCACAAACACGUAAACGUGGAGGUUAACAUUUUGUGAAAAUGGUGACUGAAAACCGCUUUUGUUUCUAGUUCUACUUGAUCUCAGCUUCAGCUGGUGAUUAACUUUUCUCUCAUAUCUUGACUUUCUAGUGAGUUUAUUGGUCAUUUUUAGAGACAUUUUUUUAAAUGUUUUUUUGAGACAUUUCAAGUCAAAGAGACAACUUAAAUGGAGAAGCAUUGUAAAAAUCUAUGGAGUUCACUUGAGCUGCUGUAAUUAUUAUUUUUGCUUUUUACAUUAUAUAGACAGCUAUACUGUAACUGGAAAUACCAUUUUCAUUUUGUUUGUGUUUCACAUAGGAAGAUCAUCAGUGGUGCACAACCUCCAACCUCUAUUUGUUGUAAUAAUCAGCGAUUUCUGUGUAAAUAGUUACCAUAUCUGAAACAUGACUAUGAUUUGAAGGUUGAUAAAAUAGCUUUUGCAUAAACUGCCUUAAGAUUUUUUAAAAUAUUAGUUGUUUAAACUAAUAAAAGCCCACUUUUGUCUUGGUCUGCCUUUAGUUUGACCUUUUGUUUUAAGAUGACUUUAUAGUAAAUGAAGAUACUAAGAGUUAUUCUCUCUAACCUUUCAACGUAAGAGCUCUUCAAAAACUAUCCAUUAAAAAUAGUUAAAACAGUUUUAGGAUAUUAAUGGUGUUUCUUUUGUCUUUAAAAAAACUCAGCUUGGAUUCAGACAAUGAAGACAAAUGUCUCAGGAUGGGAUCCAGGCAAAUAAAGUUUUACAUUCAUAACAAAACAAGUAACAUCUCUAGAAUUGAUGACACUGGUCUAAAGUGAACUUAUUUGAAUUUUUUGCGCUUUCCUCGAGGGAUUUUACUUUGAGAAAUUACUUUAUUUCUAAAUUUGGCAUUUUUUUAUUUCUGAAGAAAAAAUCUACAGAAAAUUGCAUGAUGUGAAGAAUAGGUAUCUAGCCAUAAUGAUUAGUUUUAGUCUCCAUUGCAUUCAUAUAGUGUUAAUCUCAUAAAAGCAACAAUGAUUUUUUUCUUUAUAUAAAUAUGGAGGUUUGUAGGGGAGGACCAUGUGCCUUUAUUCUUAAAAGUAAAGAAAAUUGUUUUUAUGGUUAACACAAUGUUUUAUAUUAUUUCUAUGGUGUAUAGCAGCUACUUUUUAUUACCUGCCAUUAUUUGUAAGUGUAGAAACAAAAUAAAUGGCAAAAAAAUCUC